Messenger RNA from Neopsephotus bourkii (Bourke's parrot), 1616 nucleotides. RefSeq names its product solute carrier family 35 member C2 (gene SLC35H1). NCBI's taxonomy places the organism in Eukaryota, Metazoa, Chordata, Aves, Psittaciformes, Psittacidae. The record is from RefSeq and is a predicted model, not a curated record. Gene Ontology annotation, cellular component: cis-Golgi network; endoplasmic reticulum-Golgi intermediate compartment; Golgi apparatus. Gene Ontology annotation, biological process: UDP-glucose transmembrane transport. Gene Ontology annotation, molecular function: antiporter activity.
GCAGCGCCCCUGGUGCUGCUGCACUACGGUUUCUCCAUCAGCGGCACUUCCCACAACAAGUGGCUCAUGAAGAGCUUUCCUUCCCUGCGACUUGAGACGCUGCUGCACCUCCUCUUCAUCUUCGGUCUGGCGGUCGCCCGCGCGCUGGCGCUCUGCCGCUCGGGCCGGCCGCGGGCCGCGCUCUCCCGGGCCGACUGCCUCAGCCGGGCGGCCCCCUCAGCUGUCUCUAUUUCCUUGGAUGUUGGGCUGAGUAACUGGAGCUCCCUGUACAUCACUAUCUCCCUCUACACGAUGAGCAAAUCCUCUGCCACUUUCUUCAUCCUGUUUUUUUCACUGCUCUUCAAGCUGGAGAAAGUGAGGGUAGCAUUGCUGCUGGUGAUUCUGCUUAUCGCUGGUGGUAUGUUCACCUACAAGUCCACACAGUUCAACGCACAGGGGUUUGUGCUGGUGCUGUGUGCCUCUUUCAUUGGGGGUAUUUGCUGGACUGUCAUGCAGAUACUUACGCAAAAAGCUGAGUUAGGGCUCCAGAACCCCAUUGAUACCAUGUUUCACCUGCAACCCUUCAUGUUCCUGGGGCUCUUCCCACUCUUUGUGGUGUCUGAGGGCCUGCCUUUGUCCAUAUCAGAGAAGCUCUUCCAUUUCCAUGAAGCAGGAAUGCUGUUUUGUCUGGUAGGGAAGCUGUUCUUGGGUGGAAUUCUUGCCUGUGGUCUAGGCUUUUCUGAGUUCCUCUUGGUUUCCAGAACAUCUAGUCUCACCCUUUCCAUUGCUGGUGUUUUUAAGGAAAUCUGCAUUUUGUUCCUCGCCACACGUUUGCUGGGGGGCUGCCUCAGUCUCUUGAACUGGCUGGGCUUUGCUGUCUGUCUGUCAGAUCUCCAUGUCAUUCUCAAAGCCCUGAAUUCCAAAGGUGAAGAAUCACUGAAGCUACACAAAGAGGCCAGCUCUGACCCUGACCUGGAGCUGCUGCUGCGCCCCACUGAACAUGGCGAGGAGGAGGAAGAGGAUCUUGAAACCCCACAGCAACACUGACUGAACAUGAAGCACAAAGCCGCGUGCUCUGUUCUUACCAAACCUGAUUGACAGCGGUCUAGGAGGAAGGUACAAGAGUCUCUGCCUGUGACCACCCAAAAGAGCCAGGGCCUGAUAAGAUUGUCCUGCUGCUCUGCUACAAUGUGGAUCUGUAGACGCUGCACCAGAAACAGGCAAAAUCCCUUUCACAGAGAAUGAACUUGGAAGAUGAGUCCUGGUUCAGUGGAAGUAGAACAGUGCAGUGAGACUGGGAAAAAGCUAUAGGAAGCUUAUCGGGGAAUCCCUGAUGGCUGUAUAUUGAGAGCAUAGAUUAUGAGCUGUAGAACGAGCGUGGACAUGUCUGGACUGCAGGCUGAGUGGUUCAGGAUGAUUUGAGUGUUGCUUGAGCUUUGGCUUCAAAAGAGAAGGUAGAUAGACCAUCCCAUACUUUCUUUACGGUUCUGCUAAGCAGAACCUUCCAUCUUGGUGGGAGCAGAUCACUACAUAUAAAUCUGUAGACUUAUCCUAGUGAGAAGGAGCCUUUGUGCCUGGUGACCUCCAUGUUUUGUAUGCACAGUAUGGAGAGAAUUAAAUGCUGGUAUUUGGGACCA